This is a messenger RNA of Oncorhynchus mykiss (rainbow trout), 2199 nucleotides long. RefSeq names its product thioredoxin-related transmembrane protein 1. The record is from RefSeq and is a predicted model, not a curated record. Lineage: Eukaryota; Metazoa; Chordata; Actinopteri; Salmoniformes; Salmonidae. Gene Ontology annotation, molecular function: disulfide oxidoreductase activity. Gene Ontology annotation, cellular component: endomembrane system.
AAGCCGCAACGGAAGAUGCAAUAAACACAUAUUUUUUAUUGCUAAAUUGCUAAACUAGAAAAUAAAAUACCACCCAUUGUGUGUUUUUCUGUGACAUUAGAGAGCUGUCAAUGUGAGCAGUAUAUUUUACAAUUGUUUAAAAAACUGCUGAGAAGGGCGGUUUCAGAGGUAACUAGGUAAACGGAAGUAGAAACGGUAGAUUAGUUGACCUAAACAUGGCGCCUUUGCUGGAUCACAAAAUUGGCGACGCUAUGUUAUCUUCUUUACCUUGGCGAUCAAAAUCUAAUCUCUUGACAUGUUCACUCGUUUUGCUUAUUUACCUGACGUCGCAUCCAUCCUUGGCCAAGCCGAGCAGCCUCAAAGAGAUCACGGACGGAAACUGGGAAGACAUCUUGGCAGGGGAAUGGAUGAUUGAAUUUUUUGCCCCGUGGUGUCCGGCGUGCCAACAGCUCCAGCCCGUGUGGAAUGAGUUUGCCGACUGGGGUGAGGACAUGGGCGUCAACAUAGCGAAGGUGGACGUUACAGAACAGCCUGGUUUGAGCGGGCGAUUCAUCAUCACUUCACUUCCGACCAUCUACCACUGUAAGGAUGGUGUGUUCAGGAGGUACCAGGGGGCUCGCACCAAAGAUGACUUGCUAAGCUUUAUUGAUGAGAAGAAAUGGCAGGGCAUUGAGCCCGUGUCUUCCUGGUUUGGACCAUCUUCCUUCAUGAUGAACACAAUGUCCGCUCUCUUCAAGCUGUCAAUGUUCAUUCGGCGUUGCCAUAACUACCUGAUAGAGCAUUUGGGGAUUCCAGUUUGGGGCUCAUAUGUCAUCUUUGGACUGGCCACUCUCUUCUCUGGCCUAGUCCUAGGACUGAUACUGGUGUUCAUUGCAGAUUUUGUCUUCCCAUCACGACGAUAUAACUCCCCAAACUACUACCAGAAGAAACAGACAAUGGAACAAGCCAGGCUGAUUCAGCAGCUGGAGGAGGAGCAGGAGGCGGACGGAGAAGAGGAUGAUGAGGACGAUGAAGAUGGAGAACAGGACGAUGUCUGGAGGAGGAGGAGAGCGUCUCCCGAGGGGCGUCCAGAGGAGGUGCUGCGAAAAAGGGUGGUGGGCAACCGCGAGGACCAGGAUGAGGACUCCUAGAGGCCAGGAGGGGAACUGAAGAUGCCCCUUCAAACAUCGAGGAAGGGGAGGGGGCCUGGUUUGGGGCCUAAGCUCAUUUUUAUAAAGUGCCUCAGAAUAGGAGUACUGAUCUAGGAUUUUUAGAUCAUGAUAACUAAGAUGCCAUGGACAGGUGGAACUGAUCCCAGAUCAGCACUCCCAUUCUGCGGUGCUUUAUGAACACGGGACCUGGUCCUGAGCAGCAGUAGAGUUUACAGCUUACAGAGCCAUAGCAACACGCUGGCAAGGCCUCGGCGACGCCUUGCUUCUUCUCCCUUCAGCUUCACCAGGAGCGCCCCGUAUUCUGACCGCUCUGCUCUCACCACCAGCACCCUCCCCUGGACUGGAGGUGCUACUGCACACUCCCAACACCAUUAUCAUGUUCUUUAGGCAUCAAAUGAAGGAAACAGACUGGAACAGGAAAAUUUGUCCCUAAUGAACAAAAAUUGUCCCUAAUGAACACAAACCUGUUCAUCCUUGUUCUUUUGAAACGGAUCAAUUGGGUGGUUAGGUGAGGUUUCAAGGAAAAUUCCACCCCAAUUUUAGUCCAUUGUUGACAUAGUCCCAAAAUAUGUGUAACUUUCAAAAUCCAGAAAUCAUCCCCGUGUGAUGCAUUUUGCCUCAUAUGAUACAAACUGCAUCAUGCGGGGAUGAUUGCUGUAUUUUCAAAGUUGCGUAUCUUGAAAACUUGAGUGCUGACAAGCAAAAACCUUUUUGUGACUAUGUCAGCAAUGGACUAAUGAAACAAAUCCCUUUGGAUCGUGUUUGGGUGGAGUUUACCUGACGGUAUGGAGGGCACUAGAACAGGAUCGUUUUACCACUUUGUGUGCUAUGCAUUUCUUAGGUUUUUAUUGUAUUCCUCAUUAAUCCCUGUUCAACAAAUUAUAUACAGCUCUUGAUCAUUAUUUCAUUGUACACUGUGUGUCCAAAACAUUAAGAACACCUUCCUAAUAUUGAGUUGCACCCCCUUUUGCCCUCAGAACAGCCUCAUUUGGUCAGAGUGUGAACUCUACAAGGUGUUGAAAGCAUUCCACAGGGAUGCUGGCCCAUG